AAAUGUAAUCAUUGAAUUUGACAAUAAAAAUACAUACGUGUAGUCGGCGAUUUUGCAUAAAAUUUCUGCAAAGUGCCCGGAAACAAAGCUUUUAAUAACCGUAACGUAAAAAUGUCUAUGGAUAAACUACGUGUCGGUCAACCUGAAGGUGAACUAGCAACCAAUAACAAACGGGUAGCGCUUAUUACCGGAAUAACUGGUCAGGAUGGGUCUUAUUUGGCAGAGUUCCUCUUGAAAAAGGGCUACGAGGUUCAUGGUAUUAUUCGGAGAGCAAGCACCUUCAAUACAUCGCGUAUUGAACAUCUGUAUGCAGAUCCCCAUACGCACAAACAGGGUAAAAUGAAACUGCAUUAUGGCGACAUGACGGACAGUAGCUGUUUGGUAAAAAUAAUUUCUACUGUACGACCGGCUGAAAUCUACAAUCUAGCAGCACAAAGUCAUGUUAAGGUUUCUUUCGAUUUGAGCGAAUACACAGCAGAGGUGGAUGCGGUAGGAACCUUGCGGUUGUUGGAUGCUAUUCGAACCUGCGGUUUAGAGAAGUUGGUGCGCUUCUACCAGGCUAGCACUUCGGAACUAUAUGGCAAGGUUGUCGAAACACCGCAAAAUGAAAAGACACCUUUUUAUCCGCGUUCACCAUAUGCAUGCGCUAAAAUGUAUGGUUACUGGAUAGUGGUCAACUAUCGAGAAGCAUACGACAUGUUUGCGUGUAACGGAAUUCUUUUCAAUCAUGAGUCACCUCGACGAGGAGAGAAUUUUGUUACACGUAAAAUUACACGCUCGGUAGCUAAGAUAUUUCUGAACCAAUUAGAAUGCUUAGAGUUAGGCAAUUUGGAUUCGAAACGAGAUUGGGGACACGCUCAAGACUACGUUGAAGCGAUGUGGCUGAUGUUACAGCAGGAUCAUCCGCAAGAUUUUGUAAUUGCUACAGGAGAGUGUCACUCGGUGCGAGAAUUUGUUGAAGAAUCGUUUAGAUACAUUGGUCGUGAAAUUGAAUGGCGAGGGAAGGGUGUGGAAGAAAUUGGAGUAGAAAACGGAACUGAUAUUGUGCGCAUCAGAGUAAAUGCCAAGUAUUUUCGACCAACAGAGGUAGAUUUUUUGCUUGGUGACGCCAGCAAAGCAAAAGCGGAACUUGGCUGGACCCCCAAAUCAACGUUUUUUAAUUUAGUAGCUGAUAUGAUGAAGGCAGACAUCGAGCUAAUGAAACGCAACCCAAGUGCUUGAAUACUAACAAAAUUUAGUGCUAGAUAUUGCUGAUUUAAAAUCAAAUGCAUUUCAAUGAAAGUUACUACCUUUGAAAUGGAGUUACAUUCCUAGUUUGAAAUCGGGUGGCAAAACAACACCAGUUGUAGUUUAGGUUUACCUUAAUGAAGAUCAAAAUGAGUUGUAGCGUUCCUUAUGAAACUUAUAACGUAUUUUUGAAAAAGAACAAUUUAAUCUAACGCAUUUUAAGUAUUACUAAAAAGCUUUUAUUAACGUAUGAUUUAAUACCAGUGCAUAACACUUGUUAAUAACAUUAACGAUUUUUAACCAAAUAGCUAUGCAUUAUAUUUUAUUCCAGUAAAAGUUUAGACAACAGCUUUGUGUUGCGCUAGCUAAAUAAAAUAUUACUUAGCGAAAAGCAGUUUUUAGCAA
Molecule: messenger RNA, 1632 nt
Organism: Wyeomyia smithii (pitcher-plant mosquito)
Lineage: Eukaryota; Metazoa; Arthropoda; Insecta; Diptera; Culicidae
Gene: Gmd
Product: GDP-mannose 4,6 dehydratase
Exons: 2
Coding region: 112-1221 (369 amino acids)
Biological process (GO): GDP-mannose metabolic process
Molecular function (GO): GDP-mannose 4,6-dehydratase activity
Source: RefSeq, a predicted model, not a curated record